Messenger RNA from Tripterygium wilfordii, 1249 nucleotides. Its product is annotated as short-chain dehydrogenase reductase 3b-like. The record is from RefSeq and is a predicted model, not a curated record. Bases 145 to 933 code for a protein of 262 amino acids. Lineage: Eukaryota; Viridiplantae; Streptophyta; Magnoliopsida; Celastrales; Celastraceae. The transcript has 2 exons.
CAAUCGCUUAUUUAUUGUCCCCAUCUUCUCUUCAAAGACUUCGCCAUUCGUCUUCCACCUUUAGUUUUCUUAUCACAGACUUCACCGUCACCAUAAAUCAAGAAACCUUCGCUUCUUGGAACUUCGAGCAAACACGAUUCAUCAAUGUCUACGCCAAGAUUGGAGGGCAAGGUAGCAAUUGUGACCGGCGCAGCAAGCGGAAUCGGCGAAGAAGCAGUGAGACUGUUUGUUUCACACGGCGCAUUCGUCGUCGCUGCCGAUGUUCAAGACGAACUGGGUCUUCAACUGGUGGCGUCAAUAGGUCUUGAACGCGUCAGCUACCACCACUGCGACGUCAGCGACGAGAAACAAGUGGAGGAGACGGUGAAUUACGCAUUAUCAAAACAUGGAAAGCUCGAUAUACUGUUCAGCAAUGCUGGAAUCAUGGGCCCGUUGACUGGAAUUCUGGACCUUGACAUGGAAGGAUUCGACAACACAAUGGCCACCAACGUUCGAGGGGCCGCGGCGACAAUCAAACACGCGGCUCGUGCCAUGGUGGGUAAGAAAAUCCGAGGAUCUAUUAUUUGUACUGCGAGUGUUUCGUCUUCGAUGGGAGGUACUGGACCACAUGCGUAUACCGCAUCGAAGCAUGCUCUGCUGGGUCUGGUUCGGACGGCUUGCAGUGAACUGGGGGUGCAUGGGAUUAGAGUGAAUUGCAUUUCUCCAUUUGGGAUCGCGACGCCAUUGUCGUGCAGGGCGUAUAAUAUGGAGCCGAGUGACGUUGAAGCGAGUAUUAGCGCUGUGGCUAAUUUGAAGGGGAUUGUUUUGAAGGCCAGGCAUGUCGCAGAGGCUGCUCUGUUUCUUGCUUCGGAUGAAUCUGCUUACAUUAGUGGCCAUAAUUUGGCGGUUGAUGGUGGCUAUACAGCGGUUAGUCAUAGCUAUUCGACAAUCUAAAAGCAGUAACCUUACGCAUUGCAGUGUUUUUUUUGUCCGUCCUAGACAUAUCAAAUAUUGAGAUGAACGCACAAUAAUAUUUAAUAUGUAUAAUAAGUGUUCAUCCGAGAUACAUGGAACAAAAAAAAUACUCUAUCCUUUCGAUCUAAAAGUGUUGAUUUUGUUCAUAGUUUGGGCAAAAUGAUCAAUAAUAAGUUAUUUAAUGUUGAAGAAGAAGCUUUGGGACCCAGCAAUGGCAUGUGCAUUUUCCUUGUAAUUUGUGAAAUGAUAUGUUUUUAAAGUAACCUACUCCGCAAUACUUGGCACAACUAAAGAA